UGUAAAUAUAUCAGUACGUCGAUGAAGCGUUGAUUCUACAGUCAACAAAAGCUGAUGUUUAGCAAUGAUGAAAUUAUUAAGAAAAUGGAUAUUAGCUCUCAUUAUCAUGUUCGUCGUAUAUUUGAUUGGAUUCAGCUACAUCCAUUUAUCGAACAGAAUAUCAAGUCUGGCUCCAGUUCUACUGACAGAAAGUUUACUUAAAACUGGUAUUCAAAAUGAAAGCACAACGCCGACGCCAAAGGAACCCACAACACAUCUUAAAACACCGAAGUUUCAUACAAUUGGCGAGAAUUUUAGACACACUCGCAAAGUAGCACAUUCGUCUCAAAAACCGCCGCCUGCUUAUGGAUUUGAGGCGAUGAUCAUUGAAGAUAUGCACGCAUCAUUUAACCAAGAUUUUCCAAAAAACAGUGCUUGCCCGUAUGUUGGUCUACGAAAGCCUCAGGCAAAAUCAACAGUCACUGUUCACUCACAAGAGCCAAUAUGCAGUCUGAGAUUGGAGACUGAUAACGACUGUAAUGAAAGUGUAAAAUAUUACGGCAAACCUGGAGAGAUCAAAGAAGUGAUGUGUAACGUUAGCAAAGUGGUCAAAAUGUGUCGUAUUGUACUGCAGAAAGACAUCGAGAGUUUUGAUGUAGUUUGUGACUUAAGUCACUGUGGGGGCGAGUCUCUUCGCCUUGGUUUGUUAGGAAGCGAAACAGGAGUGGUUGAUAAUUGGACAGUAAUAUUAGAUAUAAGACGUAUUGGGGAUCUUCUUCGUGCUCACAUGCUGUCGUCUAAAUUUGGUUCAGGUUUUGCGUUGUUGAAAUGCGAAAGUAGACAUAUUUUUCAAGUUUUAACAUUGCCCAAAAUCCUAAAACGUUCUACGACGAGACGAAAGCGAAAUAAAGUAAAUUUUAAUAUUGUUGUGGAGGAUUCAGUAUCGAGAAAACAUUUCUUCAGGACACUUUUGAAAACUGCGUCGACCUUGAGAAACAUUAUUUACGACCGAACAAUUCCCGCAACUGUGUUAGAAUUUGAGAAAGUCCAGAGCUACGACACAACGACGAGAACGAACCUAAAGCGGUUAUUUUCAGGAACGAAGUAUUUACAUUCCAGGUCCGACAACAUUGGCCUUGAAGAAUUUUUUUCUCUUUUUAAGGAGUUUGGUUACAGAACAUUAUUUCAAGAGGAUAAUUGUUGGUAUGAUAAAUGGGGAACAAUUAUUGAUUUUCGUUACAGGACUGGUCGCGUGAAAGACAAAGAGACAAGAGAUGAAAUAUGGAAAGAGUUUGUAGACCUGCUUCAGAAUACCAAGCGUAGUCUUAGUAUUGACGACUAUGGUGUAACGUUUUUGUCUUGUUCCGUCUAUUCAUACUUGCGUACAACAAAUGUUUACGACGCGGAGAACUUUCCGAAAGUUUGCUUUGCAGGACAACAUUUUUCUUCCUUCUUUCUGGAUUAUGUAGGCGAGUACGUGAAACUUAACGACAAUGCGGAAAGUCCAUUUCUAGCAUACACUCAUCUAAUUACAUCACACGAACGCAGUGGACGACGCAUUGUUAAUGAUGACAUUGCCCUAUCGAAAUUACUGCGAGAAGCGGCCGAGAUGGUCAACACCAUUACUAUAUUUAUAUCAGAUCACGGUGGAAAAUCCACCAAAUUUUCGUCUUAUACAGUGCAAGGACGACAUGAGAUAUUUCAGCCAUUUAUGUUCAUGAUUAUUCCUCAUGCGGUUAGCAAGAAACUUGGACCCGAAGUGGUUAAUGCUUUGUUCGCGAAUCAGAAACGUUUGGUAGGGCUUCAAGAUCUUGGCGAUGCUUUGCAGACAUAUGUUAACCCAGCAACUCCACAAUUGCAACGUGGUCUAUUUCGCCUUAUACCACUCAAUCGCACUUGUGAACAACUUGAAUUAGAUUCGGACGUUUUAUGUCUAUGUGAUAAGAUGGAUAAAUCAAUUUCAAAUAGUUCACAAGACGUUAGCUGGGCCGCAGAGUUUGCUUUAGGAUCACUCAAUAAAAUAAUUCACAACCAAUUUAUAACAGGCCUUCAGCAGUCGAAGCCCGAGCUGCUGACGUCAGACUUCUACGGCUACGGCGCAUGUCAACGCUAUAUUGGUCUUGGAGUAGGCCUCCCGCGACAUCGAGUCGCCGGUGACGAUGAGGUACUUUCAUUCACUCUGUUCGUGCAGCCGUUUGAUCGUAAAACAAGAGAAGCAUUUGACAUCAAAGUUUCGUUUUCAGUUAAACAAGAAAUGGGAAUGAGUCUGGACAAGUUUACUCGCGCAAGCUCAUUUAACGAAUACGAACAAUGCGUGGAUAGAAACGUAAAUCCAAAGUUGUGUACCUGUCGUACAGGCAGGCGAAAUGCUUUCAAAUGGCGUCAAAAAUUCACUAGUAGGAAAGUAGCAUCACUGAGAAGUUUCUCUCUAGUUCCAACUGGUCAAAUUUUGGAUCACCCUUGCUUGACAAUUUAUACACGAAAUAGACAAAAUUCCCUGCCCGGGGGGAAAAAACAAAACGCAAUUUCAACCUAUGAAGCUUUUAACGCAUGCUCACACUUAAUGUACAAUCUCACAAUCGACGUUAAGGUGGCCAGACAUACACGAGUGUCAUGCGUAUUCCCUAAUACUGUUACCAUAUUUCCAAGAACGAUGACUUUUCUUAUGACAGUUAGCAAUGAGUGGAAAUAUGGGAAAUUUAUACCUAGAUUUUCAUUCGUGAAGAGAAAGUUACGUAAUUCUGAGAAACAGGAGAGGAAUGAAGAUCAAUGAACUUAGUCAAAUGAACAAUACAAUUUUGACUCGUGAUCAAGAAUAGGCUACCAUUUUGUCAAUCCAGAUGUAUUAUGUGUUGACGUGUACAUAACGCGUUUAGACUUUUACGUGCGUGUACGUGCGUAUGAAGAUAUAUAAGGCUGGUUUCCAUUUACGUGUUUUUUUACGCGCUUAAAACUUUGAAUGCUUCCAAAUUUUUAUUAUUUACACAUGCAUCAACAAAUGUAUAUUCUUUCGAUUUAAUCUAGCUUUUUUAAAAAUGACAAAUACAGCCUUUGCAUGCACGUUGACGAAUCAUCGUGGCCUAAUAUAUUCUAUUGAAAUGAAAGAUGGCUCAGCUCCUGAGAUUGCGUCAUAUCAAGCAUAAUAAUUAGCAUAUAGUCUCUCAGUUCAAAUCGAUAGUAUAGAUGAAGUUAAUUUACCCGAAACGGCAAAACAGUUUUUCAAUCAGUUCGGUUUAACACGUAUAUAGCCAAGCCCGUUUUACACGGGCAAACGUUUGACUUCAACAAAUUUUAUGCGACGAAAUAUUUUUCCCGUGUGAAUUGGUGAUCUCAUCUAAAAAAAUCCUCGUGUAAAUGGGGCUUACUGCUUUUAGCUUUUUAUAUAUAUAUCCAUACAAAUAUAAUAUAACAUAAGAAAUAUCACAUAUCAUGCAUUCGCGAUGAUUGCGAAAUAAUUCCAUCCAUGUAUAUCUGUCUUUAGUUUAUAAACGAAUUUCAAUUAAUUAACUUACUAAACUAUUAGGUCUAUAUAGCUAAUACUUUCUUGUAUAAAAACGACAACGAAUUCUGCCGACUAUAUUAAUGGAUGUAGAUAUUUAUAGUUAGGAUAAAACUAAAACUAGUCACUUACCAAUAACAUAAGAUGGCUUACCAAGCGAGUGAAAAUAGUCCGUUAUAGGCUGUCCAGAAAAUUCGAGUGACUCACUAGGACAUCGCAGCAACCUAGUGACCCACUAUAUUGUCUAUAAACAACAUGCACGCGCACUUUAAUUGAUAAUGACGACAAUUUAUAUUCAGUAUAUUUUCUCAAUCUAUAUAUGAAUUCCCGCAGUGUUAUAGCUUCUAAAUUCAUAUAUUACGGUAAAUAAAUGGCUGUAUACUACCUAGAAACACUCGAACAGCUCGUCAUAUUAUAAUAGCAUUUACAUGCAAGUACAAAUUAAGCAGGUAGACAACCUAUUUACCAUUGACUUUGGAAUUCUCAUU
Messenger RNA from Dendronephthya gigantea, 3966 nucleotides. RefSeq lists its product as uncharacterized. NCBI's taxonomy places the organism in Eukaryota, Metazoa, Cnidaria, Anthozoa, Malacalcyonacea, Nephtheidae. The transcript is spliced from 3 exons. Bases 65 to 2752 code for a protein of 895 amino acids. The record is from RefSeq and is a predicted model, not a curated record.